Messenger RNA from Hemibagrus wyckioides, 8267 nucleotides. RefSeq names its product myosin VB (gene myo5b). Gene Ontology annotation, molecular function: ATP binding; actin filament binding; microfilament motor activity. The record is from RefSeq and is a predicted model, not a curated record. The coding region runs from base 472 to 5985 and encodes 1837 amino acids. The transcript is spliced from 40 exons. Lineage: Eukaryota; Metazoa; Chordata; Actinopteri; Siluriformes; Bagridae. Gene Ontology annotation, biological process: actin filament organization; vesicle transport along actin filament. Gene Ontology annotation, cellular component: vesicle; cytoplasm; myosin complex.
GGUGGACUCUCAGCCUGGUGGAGUUUAUGGAUACAGCAAAGGAACCCACACCUAGAGUACUUCUAUUUUCUUUUUAAGCCGGUUUCUCUUGGCUUUUUUUCUUUUUGCCUCGUCGUUUGGUGAUAUGAAAUGCUGAGUUGGUUCCACGCAGUUAAACAGGAAGAGGGAAAACCACAGGAUUCUCGACUGUAAGUCUAAUAAAUGGGAAGAGGCACCUGCUGUGAACAGGCGAGGGUCAGCGGGAGACUCUAACGUUAGCACCGACCUGGACAUCUCUGUUUAUCUCUAAUCUGCGGGUUCAAAAGUACCGACUCGGGACUUUUAAGACAGUGGGAAGGUGUGGGACAGGGAAUAUCGACUAGCCAUGUCUUAUAUGGAUUAUACACCUUAAUGGAAACAUUUCCGUUCUCAACGCGGAAGGAUAAAUAAACAAACAAACCCCAGUGCUGAUGUUGUAACAGAAACAGAAACAUGUCCGUGAACGAACUCUUCACCAGGUAUACUCGGGUUUGGAUCCCCGACCCAGAGGAGGUGUGGAAGCCUGCUGAGAUUAUUAAAGACUACAAAGAAGGUGAUCCUGUCCUGCACCUUAAACUCGAAGAUGAAUCGACACUGCCGUAUCCUGUCGGUCCUAAAGAGAACCCGCUCCCAUUCCUUCGAAACCCUGACAUUCUGGUGGGAGAGAAUGACCUCACAGCCCUCAGCUACCUGCACGAACCUGCAGUGCUGCACAACCUCAAGGUUCGCUUCCUGGAGUCCAACCACAUCUACACCUACUGUGGUAUCGUACUGGUGGCCAUCAAUCCAUAUGAGCAGCUGCCGAUUUAUGGCGAGGAGGUCAUCAAUGCCUACAGCGGGCAAAACAUGGGUGACAUGGACCCUCAUAUAUUUGCCGUGGCAGAGGAGGCUUAUAAACAGAUGGCUAGAGAUGAGAAGAACCAGUCGAUCAUUGUGAGCGGAGAAUCAGGAGCUGGGAAGACGGUCUCUGCCAAAUACGCCAUGCGCUACUUCGCCACUGUCGGAGGAUCCGCCAAUGACACGAACGUGGAGGAGAAAGUGCUGGCGUCCAGCCCCAUCAUGGAGGCUAUCGGAAAUGCAAAGACGACGCGUAACGACAACAGCAGCCGUUUCGGAAAAUACAUCCAGAUCGGCUUCGACAGGAGGUAUCACAUCAUCGGCGCCAACAUGCGCACCUAUUUGCUGGAGAAAUCCAGAGUGGUGUUUCAGGCUGAGGAUGAGAGGAACUACCACAUCUUCUACCAGCUGUGUGCCUCUGCCUCGCAGCCCGAGUUCAAAGACCUGGCCUUGACCUCUGCAGAAGACUUCACUUACACCUCACUCGGUCAGAACAUCUUCAUUCCAGGGGUCAAUGAUGCUGUGGACUUACAGAAGACACGGGAAGCCCUGACCAUGCUGGGUGUGAAGGAGAACCAUCAGAUGAGCAUCUUCAUGAUAAUUGCCUCCAUCUUACACCUUGGCAAUGUGGACAUUGUUUCUGAGAGAGAUGGAGAGUCAUGCCACAUCACUAGAAACGACCCUCACCUGGUUCAUUUCUGCGAACUGCUGGGGAUCGAGCGGGACCAGAUGGAAAACUGGCUGUGCCGCCGAAAGUUAGCCACGGCAGCCGAGACCUACGUAAAGAACAUGUCCCGAGCCCAGGCUUCUAACGCCCGUGACGCUCUGGCCAAGCACAUAUACGCUCAUCUGUUCGACUGGAUCGUGGAGCACAUCAACAAAGCUCUACAUACCUCCUCCAAACAGCACUCCUUCAUCGGGGUGUUGGAUAUCUACGGAUUCGAAACGUUUGAGAUUAACAGCUUCGAGCAAUUCUGCAUCAACUAUGCCAACGAGAAACUUCAGCAACAAUUCAACUCUCAUGUGUUUAAACUGGAGCAAGAAGAAUACAUGAAGGAGCAAAUCCCAUGGACACUCAUCGACUUUUACGACAACCAGCCUUGCAUUGACCUAAUCGAGGCUAAGCUCGGUAUCCUGGACCUACUGGAUGAGGAGUGCAAGGUACCUAAAGGAACAGAUCAGAACUGGGCGCAGAAGCUCUACAGCCGCCACUCAAGCAGCGAGCACUUCGAGAAGCCAAGAAUGUCCAACACGUCGUUCAUCGUGGUGCACUUCGCUGAUAAGGUCGAGUAUCAGUGUGACGGCUUCCUGGAAAAGAACAGAGACACCGUGUAUGAAGAACAGAUCAACAUCCUGAAAGCCAGCAAGUUUCCAAUGGUGGCAGAUCUCUUCCAAGAAGACAAAGGAGCUUCUAGUUCAACAGGCAAAGCCUCCAAGAUCAACGUACGUCCCGCUAAACCCAUGCCCAAAAGCCACAACCGUGAACACCGCAAAACUGUAGGCACCCAGUUUCGGAGUUCCUUACAUCUGUUGAUGGAGACUCUGAAUGCUACAACUCCACACUAUGUACGCUGCAUAAAACCCAACGACCUUAAAGAAGCCUUUGUGUUUGACUCUAAAAGAGCCGUCCAGCAGCUACGAGCAUGUGGUGUUCUGGAGACCAUUCGCAUCAGCGCUGCAGGAUAUCCAUCCAGGUGGACGUACCCAGAUUUCUUUAACAGAUACCGGGUGCUGAUGAAGAAGAAAGAUGUGACUGCUGAUAAGAAGCUGGUGUGCAGAAACCUGCUGGAGACGUUGGUCAAGGAUCCAGAUAAGUUCCAGUUCGGAAAGACUAAGAUCUUCUUCCGAGCCGGUCAGGUGGCGUACCUCGAGAAGCUCCGAGCCGACAAGUUCCGUUACGCCUGCAUUAAGAUGCAGAAGACAGUGCGAGGAUGGCUGCAGAGGAGACGCUACCAGAAGAUACGCAAGUCGGUCAUCUUGCUGCAGAGAUACGGCCGUGGCUUCCUGGCACGCAGGUAUGCAGAACAGUUGCGUCUUACACGAGCAGCUCUUAUCUGUCAGAAGCAGUACAGGAUGGUGAGGGUCCGGAGUGCGUAUCUGGUCAUUCGCAAGGCAACGAUCACCAUCCAGGCCUUCACACGGGGCAUGUUCACACGCCGCCUGUACCACGAGUACCUGCUUCACCACAAGGCCAGUAUCAUCCAGAGAACCAUGCGUGGAUGGAUGCAGAGGAGGAAGUUCGUCCGUGCCCGAAACGCUGCGGUGGUGCUGCAGUGCGCUUACAGGCGCGUACAUGCCAAGCAACAGUUGAAACAGCUGAAGAUCGAAGCCCGGUCAGCAGAACACUUCAAGAAUCUCAACGUCGGCAUGGAGAAUAAGAUCGUCCAGCUUCGGAGAAAGAUGGACGAUCAGAAACUGGAGUAUAAGGUGCAGAGUGAGAAACUGUCCGUGGCCAACACCGCCUUGGUCACGGAGGUCAGCAAGCUGCAGAAGGAGCUGGAGACGGCACGCACUCGUAAAGGCGAGACUACGACUCUGAGCUCACUGCAGGAAGAGUUGGAGAAACUGAGGGAGGAGCUACAGGAAGCAUACACCCAGAGGAAGAAGCUGGAGGAGAAGCACAGCACUGAGAAACUGGGACUGGAACAGAGAGUCCAGGAGCUGGAGAAAGAAAACACUCUGCUGAAGGAGGAGAAAGAAGAGAUGAACCAAAAGAUCCUUCGCCAAUCACAGAGCUCUGGAGGUAAGGGCGGCAGUUUGUCUCAGAAAGAGUCUAGUCUCCAGGCCGAGCUGGAUGAUGAGAGGCUGCGCUAUCAGAACCUGCUGAAGGAGUUUUCCAGGCUGGAGCAGAGAUAUGAAAACCUACAGGAAGAGGCCACUUAUGCCAAAUUUGUUCCAGGCCAUCGGAGGAGCCCAUCUAUCCAAAGCAGCUUGGGCUCUGAUUCCACCUUCCCCUCCAUCUCUAUGUCUGAAGUGGGAGACACUGAGGACACCAUUCAGCAGGUGGAGGACAUGGGACUGGAGAAGGCAGCUAACGACAUCAGUGUAUUCAUGAAACUGCAGAAAAGAGUGCGAGAGCUGGAGCAGGAGAGGAAGAGACUCCAGACCAACCUGGAGAAGAUGGAGGAGCUCAACAAGCAAAAAGCGAACAGCUCGACGUCAGAGACAGACACAAAUGCAGAUCUGGCAUACAACAGUCUCAAGAGGCAGGAGCUGGAGUCUGAGAACAAGAAGCUGAAGAACGAUCUGAAUGAGCUGAGAAAAUCGCUGGCAGAUCGAGCCUCUGAGGACAGCUCAUCCAACGAACUGCAGGACAGCUACAAUGUUCUGCUCAAUCAGCUCAAAUCAGCCAACGAGGAGCUGGACAUACGCAAAGAAGAGGUUCUUAUGCUAAAAACACAGAUCGUCAGCAGUGCCCAGCCAUCAGAAAACACCAAUCACGUUAACUCCAACAACAUUACUGAUUGGGAAAACGACAAAAAGCCUGUGGACAAGGAGGAGGUUCUACAGGCCUACCAGGGUCUCAGUGAGUCCAAGAGUAAAAGAAACGACUGGUGUUAUUUGAACGAAGACGGGGAGCUUGGCCUGGCCUAUCAGGGGCUAAAACAAGUAGCCAGGCUGCUGGAGGCACAGCUCCAGUCCCAGAACCGAAAGUACAAGGAUGAGCUGGAAGCCCUGCACACGCAGAUCGAGGUGAUGAAGGAGGAUCUGGAGAAGAAGCAGGAGAUGCUGAAUCACUUCAGCUCCCUGCCCCCUGAUGCCCUGGUGGAGUUCAGCAUCCAGCAGGAGAUCACACGUCUCACCAACGAGAACCUGGACCUCAAGGAGAUCAUGGAAAAGUUGGAGAAAAAUGAGAAGAAACUUAAAAAGCAGCUCAAGAUCUACAUCAAGAAAGUUCAGGAACUUGAAGCAUCUCAGGCAGCGGCGAACCGGCCCAGGCUGGUCAGGCAGGUGACACUUCAGAGGAAAGAGAAAGACUUUGAAGGCAUGCUGGAGUACCACAAAGACGAUGAGGCUCUGCUGAUCAGGAUGCUUAUCACCGACAUGAAGCCCCAGAUGGUUUCUGCUACAGUACCUUGUCUCCCAGCAUACAUCCUCUUCAUGUGUAUCCGUCAUGCAGACUACAUCAACGAUGACCAGAAAGUGCACUCUCUUCUCACCUCCACCAUUAAUGCUAUCAAGAAGCUUCUCAAGAAAAACAGUGAAGACUUCGAGAUGACGUCUUUCUGGCUGGCCAACACGAGUCGACUGCUGCACUGCCUGAAACAAUACAGUGGAGAGGAGACCUUCCUGACCCAGAACACGUCUAAACAGAACGAACACUGCCUGAAGAACUUUGAUUUGGCUGAGUACCGGCAGGUUCUGAGUGACCUGGGCAUCCAGAUCUACCAGCAGCUCAUUAGAAUUGCAGAGAGCAUGCUGCAGCCCAUGAUCGUGUCGGCCAUGCUAGAGAGCGGCAGUCUGACUGGAGUGAAGCCCCUGGGUUACAGGAACCGCUCGUCCAGUAUGGACUGUGUCAGUGGAGGACCGCCAGGUUACACACUGGAGGCUCUGAUCCGGCAGCUCAGUCAGUUUCACACACAGAUGAGCGAACAUGGGCUGGACCCCGAGAUCAAUCAGCAGGUUGUGCGCCAGCUCUUCUACUGCAUCAACGCUGUCUCACUCAACAACCUGCUGCUGCGCAAAGACAUGUGCUCCUGGAGCACCGGCAUGCAGCUCAGGUACAACAUCAGUCAGAUGGAGGAGUGGUUGAGGGGGCGAAAUCUUCACCAGAAGGAAAUUAUGCUAACCAUUGAGCCCCUCAUCCAGGCUGCUCAACUGCUACAGGUGAAGAAGAAGACCUCUCAGGAUGCUGAGGCCAUCUGCUCCAUGUGUAAUAUUCUUAGCACACAACAGAUUGUGAAGAUCCUGAAUCUGUACACUCCGCUGAACGAGUUUGAGGAGAGGGUCACUGUGUCCUUCAUAAGAGACAUACAGAAUCUUCUACAAGGCCGUAUAGAGAACAACCAGCUCCUGGUGGACACAAAGCACACGUACCCCGUGCUUUUCCCUUACACUCCUUCAGCUUUGAGCCUGGAGACCCUGCACAUCCCUGCCUCUCUCAACCUGGACUUCCUCGGCAGAGUCUGACAUCUCUCUGCUUCUUCUGUUUCUCUCUCCCUGAGCUCAACCGAGUCAGCCUGAGAGCAGAGAGGAGAGCAAACCCCAUGCAGCACAGCCUCAGCAACCAGCAAACUAACACCCUGACCAACACCAUGACAAAGCUAGCGAGAGUCAUUCUGAUAGAAGAAUUACAGUGUUGAGAGGUGUUCAGAAAAGAUGUGGAAAUCCCAAUAAUUUCCUAUGAGCCAGCUUAUUAUCCUCUGGUUACUGUUUGGGGUAAAACAGGCAGGUUAUAAUGUGUGUAAGAGCUGAACUCCAGACAUCAUGAGAUAUUAAGUAAGCGUUAGUGCAGAUUUGUUUCCUUACCGUUUACAAGUUUGACUCCUCCUAAAUUUGGUCUUUACUUUCUAUGAAUUUUUCCUAGCUGCCAGGUUAAACCUUCCAAAUGAAGAUCAUUUUCCCUGACUGCAAUGAAUCCUUUUCUUUAUGCCAGAUCAGCCAGAAUCUAGCGCAGCUCUUCUAAUACACACUGGAGGAGAGUGAGAAGCCUGAGAGCAGCAGUUGUAUGGUGGUGCAGAGAAGAGGUCUAGGAGACAGGACAGGACAAGACAUCCCAGAUACAAACUAUUGCACAAAUGAUGAGAGGUAAAUGGGGAAAUUUGUAUGUGUUGAAAAGGUCUUCGCAAGUGAAAUGCAGGAAAUAAAGAGACUCUACUUAGAAUUCCAGAAACAAGCAGGUUUAGCUAUAACAUAUGCUUUUGCAUGCUGUCUUUUUUAUUAUUAUUAUUAUUAUUAUUAUUAUUAUUAUUAUUAUUUUUGUUUCUUUCUUUAAUUUCGUCAUGCUGACGAUCAGUUUUGGGAACGUUGCACACUUCCUGUACACACAUGCCAUUAUAUCGUGAUUCAGAUUCACGAUUUAUUCAGAUUAUCUCCAUUACCACUGAGGUAGACAGAACAUAAAUUUACUACCUAGCCCAUAGGGUUAGUAAAAUUCCUAGUGCAAAGCCAGUUUGUGUUUUGGUUACCCAGAAACCAACUUCAGUGGUAAGUGAGAUAAUCUAAUAACACAUCAGUGAGUUACAGCAUCAGAGUAUGCCACAUCAACGUGAAAUGCAUUAAGUUUACAGUCAUUAGGAAAGCCAGUUUCAUUUUCUUCAAAUCACAGGCUAAUUCCCACACUACUGAUUUAUUUACCCCUGAAUUUGGAUGAAUUUAUAGCAACACUGCAUGUGUCCCUUUCAGAAAAGGUGAUAUAUAACAGUGAAGUGCGAUAUAUAUUAUAUUAUAUUAUAUUAUAUUAUAUUAUAUUAUAUUAUAUUAUAUUAUAUUAUAUUAUAUUAUAUUAUAUUAUAUUAUAUUAUAUUAUAUUAUACAAUAUAAUUGUAUAAUUGUAAUACUUCAAAGAAGAUCCCUGAGAAAAAUACAAUAGCGUGACAAUAUUGUAAACCAUGCCAGAACAUUAUUAGAAAAUUAUUAAUAACUAAUCCUGUCUGAUAUAGCUGCAACAUGUUUCCUUUUUACUGUAUAUUUUUGCAAAAAUAUUUCAGAUUUUUUUUGUUUCCUUCAUACAUAUAUCUGUGCCAUAAAAACAGACAUGGUGUAAAUAGCACACAUCUGUCCAGGUCAUGGUUUAUUCUGUCUGUCUCUCAACUCUUAAACAGCAUGAUCAGGGGCUGCGGUUUCAUUAAAAACCACUUUCUACCCUUUUUUUAAAGGCAAUAAAAAUUAGAACAUUGUGGAUUUCAGUGUUGUUUUCACACAUUAUUAUUCAGAUGUAAAUAUAUAAUGGAUAUAUUUACAUUGUGAAUGUUUUAUUAUUAUUAUUAUUAUUAUUAUUAUUCACAGGUAAAAGGAUUUUACAGCAGACAUCAUCCCUGUGUGUUUAUUACUUUAUACAAUUUUAAUUUGAAGGUUUUGGGAAGGUUCAGUUCACAGCACUGUGAUUAAUACGUGUACAUUGUAAUCAGGCAUGUUUGUCAUCAGGCAUGUUUCAGCUAAAACGCUUUCAUACUGGAUGUCAUACUGGUUUCCCUCUUUCACUGAGGAUUAUCGUUGUGAUGUGUAGCUCUGUACCCCUGUAUGACUAACACUAACCCUGUCCACACAUAAACCUUCCAUCUGAUUGUGUGUCUCUCAUUACAUACUCUGAGAAAACUGUGUGUAUAUUUUUUUCAGGAAUAUAUUUUCUCGGGUGUUAUUUUUCCAGACCUCUUUCCGGCCACUUGUCAUGAAAUGUAAUAAUAAUGCCAUAGUGAUGUCUGAACAAAUGCUGUAUGAAUCUGUUCAUACUAAAGUCUCUGAAAUAGAAA